Messenger RNA from Kazachstania africana CBS 2517, 1488 nucleotides. RefSeq names its product arginyltransferase (gene ATE1). The transcript has a single exon. Gene Ontology annotation, cellular component: cytoplasm. Lineage: Eukaryota; Fungi; Ascomycota; Saccharomycetes; Saccharomycetales; Saccharomycetaceae. Gene Ontology annotation, biological process: protein arginylation. The coding region runs from base 1 to 1488 and encodes 495 amino acids. Gene Ontology annotation, molecular function: arginyl-tRNA--protein transferase activity. The record is from RefSeq and is a predicted model, not a curated record.
AUGGAUCUGACUCAAAGAUUGAUCAUCACACAGCCUUUGUAUUUCCAGGAAUCAUCCCAAAAAUGUGGAUACUGUAAAGGUGAAAAACCAAGCCAAGGCGAUUAUUUUGCAUUGGAUUCCUGGUACCGUCCUGGUAAGGAAUCCACUCAUACAAAUAGUACUAUAGGGUUUCAAUGUGAAAAUAUCACGAUUGAAACGUACGAAAGAUUGUGUAACCUUGGAUUUAGAAGAUCUGGUUGUUUUCUCUACAAAUUUGAUAUGCUAAGGAAUUGCUGUAGAUUAUUUACCAUAAGAACUACACCAGAAGAGGUCAAAUUGACAAAAGAAUUGAAAACUUGCGUGAAACAUUUUAAAAAAUUUAUAAACGUACCACCAUCAGAAAAGAUUAGCAAAAAUCAACCUUUCGAUUACAUCAAUGAACUUCGCAGUUUGGAUUCUGCCGAUUUCCAUACUGUAUACGAACCUUCCGUUUUUACAACUGAAAAAUAUGAUCUGUACGUUAAAUAUCAGGAACAGGUUCACAACGAUUACAAACAUUCAACAAGAUCUUUUAAACGAUUUCUUUGUGAUUCACCAUUUCCCGAAUAUACUAGAAAUGGUACCAAGGAAGAAUGGUCACAGUUGAAUGACCCAGAAUAUAAGGGUAAUUUUGACAGAUUGGGCCCCACCCAUGAAUGUUACUAUUACGAGGGAAAACUAAUUGCACUGGCCAUAUUAGAUUUCUUACCCAGUGGCGUAUCUUCUGUUUACUUCAUCUAUGAUCCAGAAUUCAAGAAAUUAUCCCUAGGUAAAUUAAGUGCUUUGAAAGAGUUGACUCUUGUCCACAAACUGAGUAGGCCGUUUUAUUACCUCGGAUAUUACAUUGACGAUUGUCCAAAGAUGAAUUACAAAUCUCAAUAUGGUGGAGAACUUUUGGACGUCUGCAAUUUAAACUAUGUUUCCUUAGAGUUUCUAAAAUCAAAUAAUAUGAUCUCAAACGGUAGACUUUUCAUAUUGGGUGAAGAAAAUAGCAUCAGCGAUGAAUUGUUCAUGGAUGAUAAUUUGGAAAGAACUGAAUUCCCCACUGUGGAAAAUGCGACCUCACUAUCCAACGUAGCAGAACAUAUAUAUGGCUCAAAUGGCGUUGCAUUCCAUAGCAAGGAGAAAUAUUUAAGCAAACUUGUUGAAAUGGGCAUACCCCUGGAGAUGGAGGAACCAAAGAAUGUCUUCUUCCAGAGACAUUCUACCGAUAAGAAAUCCAUGUCAGAUUUGAACAAUCUUCCAAGUGUCGUACCUGGCCUACUACCAAUUAAUGAAUUAUAUGACAUUAUAACGUCCAGGAAGAUUAAUGAAUUGAAUGGUGCCAUGAUGAUAUACGACACUUUGCUGCACAGAAUUAGAUUUAUGUUCGAUUUUGAAGUAGAACAUCCUUCUAACAAAUUGGUCAUAUUCAAUACGAUAAGACUUUUGGGACUGGACAUUUGUAAAUCUGCCCUCCUCAUUAUAUAA